Molecule: messenger RNA, 3075 nt
Organism: Grus americana (Whooping crane)
Lineage: Eukaryota; Metazoa; Chordata; Aves; Gruiformes; Gruidae
Gene: SPRTN
Product: SprT-like N-terminal domain
Exons: 5
Coding region: 120-1616 (498 amino acids)
Biological process (GO): DNA repair
Cellular component (GO): nucleus
Molecular function (GO): metalloendopeptidase activity; single-stranded DNA binding; polyubiquitin modification-dependent protein binding
Source: RefSeq, a predicted model, not a curated record
ACGAGGUUGCCGUGCUACAGCGUUUGUAGCGCAGUGCGCGUGCGCCGGCGGUUUCUGCGGCCGUUGGGCCGGUUGUAGCGCCCGCCCGUGGUGGCGGCUGCGCCGCUGCGCUGCGCGGGAUGGAGGAGGACUUCGUGCUGGCGCUGCAGCUCCAGGAGCUGUGGGAAGCGGAGGAUAAGGAGGCGGCUGCGGCGGCAGCAGCAGCGUGCCCUGAGGCCUCGGCGGUCCCCUCGCCGCUCCGCCCGCUGUCGGUGGUGGACGAGGCCUGGGAGCUGCUGGACCCCAGCCCAGACGUGCACGGCCUCUUCGUGCAGUUCAACGAGACGCUCUUCUGGGGGCGCCUGGCGGCUGUCGAGGUGUCGUGGAGCCCACGCAUGACCCUCUGUGCUGGAGUGUGUAGAUAUGAAGGAAAAGGUGGAAUGUGUUCCAUUCGUCUAAGUGAGCCACUCCUAAAGUUAAGACCGAGGAAGGACCUUGUUGAGACACUGUUGCAUGAAAUGAUCCAUGCCCUGCUUUUUGUUACUAAUAAUGACAAAGAUCGUGACUCUCAUGGACCAGAGUUCCGCAAACACAUGCGUCGUAUUAAUCGCUUGACUGGAGCCAAUGUCACAAUCUAUCAUACCUUUCAUGAUGAGGUGGAUUUGUACCGCCAGCACUGGUGGAGAUGCAAUGGCCCCUGUCAAAAUAGAAAACCUUACUUUGGAUAUGUGAAACGUUCGAUGAAUAGAGCACCCUCUGCACGAGACUUUUGGUGGGUUGAGCAUCAAGAGACAUGUGGAGGUACAUUCACAAAAGUGAAGGAGCCAGAGAACUUCUCUAAGAAAUCCAAGGAGAAAACCCAGCCAGCAAAGCAUCCAAAUUCUGAGUCACCUAACAAAGGCAAGACACAAAUGCAUGAUAUGCAAGAUCUAAUACCUUUUAGUGGAAAGGGAUAUCGGCUUGGAGGAGGAGACAGUGGACUCUCAGAAAAAGGCACAAAUUCCAGCAGCAGCGUUAGAAACAGUGAAACACCUGGUUCACAGCUCCGUUCAGUAGUAAGAACAAUACCAGUCCCUAAAAAUGAGAUAAAAUUUGAAAAAUCGCCCCGUAGUGGCAUCUUCUUUCCACUUUAUACUGAUGAUGCCAGUGAGAAAAUCAACUUAGCUUCAAAGCGUGAGUUUCCUAAACCCUCUGUUGCUAAUACAAAAGCUUACAAGAAUGUUAGUGGGUCUCCUGUUAAAAUUGCUCGUGUUAUGGAAGAAAAAUCAAACCAAGGCUCUGCAAAUGGCAAGAGGGUAAUGCCGCUUUAUAACAGGCCAUCAAAACAAAUCUGUUUUGAGCAGACAACAGCAGCUCAGGUUGCACCUGAGAAAAAAAUCUCUGAGUGUACUAAGACCCUGCAGCAAUGGCCAAAAAUGGAAGACAAAACUGCCUUUGAAAACUAUUUCAUUAAAAAAGGGAGUACUGAUGUCACUUUAAGUAUAAAUACACCUAUGAAAACCAAAGCUGAAUCUACAGUGUCCUCUCCAAGUUCCAGCACUGCUGUAGGGCAGGAUAAAAAAGUCAGUUGUCCUGUUUGCCAGUCUGAGGUUUUGGAGUCUAAAAUAAAUGAACACCUUGAUUCUUGUCUUGCAUAAAACCUUUCAGAAAGCUGUCUCAAAAAGAUAAACCAGGACCGAAAACAUUGCCCCAAAACUACUUUGCUCAGGGUUUGCUUAGCUGUGGUUACUUCACUGUGUGCCUGUUCUGAACUGGAAUUUUAACUACUGUCAGCAUGCAGAACAACAGGUUUUGUGGAGCUGCACGUCAGUGCUGACUAGGAAGCUGGUUGCUCCUUGUGUUCCAAAGAAUCGACUACUCUCUUUUAGUAGGUGAACGUUUGUGCCAAUGUUCUUGCUGCAGAACCUGGGUAAUACAAGAGAAGGUGAAUACUUGCAGAACUGCAUGUUAUCAAGGCAGUUUUUAAAAUUAAGACAUUUUUAAUCCUGCUAAAUUAUCUUUGUUCCUAAGACCCUUUUAUGUUGGUUUUUGUAAGUGUUUUUGGCCAUUCUUAACCAUCUAUAAUAGAUAAGAAUUCUUCUGUUUACUGCAAUGCCAUUAAGUGGUGGGUAUUUUUAGAGUAGUAAAUAUUUUGCUUAAGCCACAAUUACUCUCAGGUGGUCCUACUCACCCAUGACCUUUUUGAAAAGAUAGACAAGUGUGAGAAUCUCAAAUACUUUCUGAGGAGCUUGUUUUCAAAAAGAAUUUAAAAGUUAGCCAUACUGUUAGAAUUUGGAGCGGUCAAAUGGAAGAUAAUGAACUUCAGUCUUAGGUGUCUUUUGGUCCAGGAUCCCAGUUGGACUCUCCACCCACUUUUUCUGAUGGUUUGCACAAACUCUAUGUUGAAAGUUCACUAGUUCUUAGGCUAUAGGUAUUAUAUAUAUGAGUAGCUGACCCCCAUAUGCUGAUACUAGUAAGUAAAAGUUGUGAGGAAUAUUGGUAGCAAUACUGGUAAAGACUGUUCCUGGCUGUAUCAUAAAAGCCUUCAUGAUUUUUCAGUUAAACUUCCAGUGUUUUACAGGCCAAAAUGGCAUUAAAUUGACAUGAACUGCCAAUCUUUGUUUUGCUGCUUCUGGAUGCCAGCCAGCAUAGUGGUUAGUAUCCAACAAGCCAGUCAGUUGAGUACUGAAACCAUUGUGCUGUGAAAAGUUAUGAGUGCUGAACAGAUGGGUUUUCUCUAUAAACUUUCUGAAAUGUUAACAGUUCUCUUGCUGCACUGAAAGUAUUUAACUGGUUAAACAGUUAACAGCUUGAUUCCUUACUUGUAAAACUGAUUAUAAAUAUUUUUGUUUAAAAAAAAAUUAUGCUGUUUCAUAUAUUGUUGCUAUAACUUUAAAUGGCUAUAUUAGCCUCAGAUGCACAUAUGUUGCCUUUAUAUUAUCAAUUGCUGCUCCCUUUUGAAAUUGGGAAAUAAACUGAUGUGCAAUGGAAUUUGGCAAAUGAUACCUUGACUCUUUUUAAACAUUGAUGUAUUUUUUUUUUAAAUACUGAUGCUACAGAUGUUUAAUGUGAAUUGGAUUGUUCUUGCAUAUUCUGAAUAAAUUGGUAUGUUUCAAA